Messenger RNA from Brachypodium distachyon (stiff brome), 1322 nucleotides. RefSeq lists its product as uncharacterized. NCBI's taxonomy places the organism in Eukaryota, Viridiplantae, Streptophyta, Magnoliopsida, Poales, Poaceae. Bases 652 to 1098 code for a protein of 148 amino acids. The transcript has a single exon. The record is from RefSeq and is a predicted model, not a curated record.
GAUCAUCCAAGUCAUGAACACACGAACAAACACACUACGUAUUACAGUACUAUUCAAUGGACGACGGAGUUUGCUCCUGCUUGCAUGCUUCCCGGCCGGUACGUACAAGAGCCACACGACUGACACACGGGUGCCAGCGAGUUUGGCCUGAACGUGCAUGGGCGGCUUUGUUCGAUCACCCAACCAAUUACGUGGAAGGAGACGCACGGGCGGCGGGGCAUAUUGACUGUGCAGUACCAGUGUGCACGCGACUGACACAAAGGCAUUGCAUGUACGUUUCACAUUUUACACGGGACACAUCAUUAGUCCCUCCUGGCUUUUUGCUUGUCUGUUAAUGCCUUCUCCCCCCAGCAUCCCAUCGCAUUAGCCACAUAAUUAAAUCGAAAAGCAAAUCCUGUCAUGUCCCGGCCGGGAUCGAUCGAAUCCCGCGUCACUCUCGCUAAAACAAAAGUCCCGGUCCAAACCUACCUUCCUGCCUUGUUCCCUCGCCCACGAUCGAUCGCCCGGGACACACGUAUAUAUAACCCACCCCACUGCUCCACUUGACCGGCAUCAGCAUCGAUCAUCCGACACACAUCUAGCUCGCACGCACAAGCCAGCAGGAAACAAAGUACUCUAACAAAGACACACGCCAAGGAGAAGGAUCGACCGAUGAGUUCGCCGGCGGAGAGCUACGAGAGGCUGGGCAGGGCGAUGAGGUGGCGGAGGCGGGCCAGGGGGUUCCGGCUCUGCGCGGGCCGGAGCAACCGGUUCUCCGUGCGCCGGCUGCGGGCCAAGCUCGUGGCGUUCCUGGGCCUCGUGGGCCGCAGCGCGCGCCUGCUGGCGACCAGGCUAGGCCGCCGCUGCGCGCGGACCGGCAGCAGCAGCACGAGAGAGCUCGUGGCGACGGCGCCAACGCCGGCGGCGAACAGCAGCAAGGGGGCGCCGAGGAGGGCAGCGGCGUCCUUCAUGCGGACAAACUCCUUCUACGCGCAGGCCAUCGCCGACUGCCUCGAGUUCAUCAAGCGCAAUUCCGUCCCCGUCGAAGACUACUCAACCGCAGCAGCGGCGGCGGCGGGGUCGAUCGGCGCAGCCGGGAAAAGGACGCUGGCCGGCUAGCUAGCUAGACGCCUCCUCUGUUUUUGAACGUAUACGUGGACAAUUGAGCUAGCUGAUGAACUAUUAUAUAGCUGCAAAAUUUCUGUACAUGUCCGAGAUGUGAAACUUAGCCUAGUGAACUAGUGAUACGCACACGUAGUAAUUAAACACGGAUUUGGUGUUAACACUGAGUACGGUGUGAAAUCUGAGUUGCCGUAUGUUGAAAUUCUUGAGCGUGUUUGUUA